UGCCCGUAUACGCUGUUCCGCAGGGUGCGAGAUGCAUCAGAGUACUGUCAGUGGACCUUCGAUAAUCACCUGCUCAUUGAAUAACAAGUUUGUUGUGCAGUUUUUGUGCGAGGGAUUAACAGUAAAGAUUACGGUAGUGAAGAAAAUAAUGGAAGACAAAGGAAGUGCUGGAACCACCGCGGUGGAGAAUGCCGAUAGCAGCCCUGCGAAGAAAAGUACCCCGAAGGGAAAGUCUACAAAGGUCCAACGGACCAAGUCCUCGCAUCCGCCGACUUCCGAAAUGGUGAAUGCUGCCAUUAGGGAACUGAAGGACCGCAAGGGAUCCUCUCUGCAAGCUAUCAAAAAGUACAUGACGUCGACGUACAAGGUUGAUGGCGAGAAGCUGGCACCGUUCAUCAAGAGGUACUUGAAAUCGGCCGUUACAUCUGGUGCUGUUGUACAGACAAAGGGCAAGGGUGCUUCCGGAUCGUUCAAGCUCUCCGUGACGAAAGGAACGGAAUCGAAGACCAAGGUUCAGCGUCCAGUGAAAGCGGCCGAACCCAAGAAAUUGAAAAUAUCCGUUGAGAAGAAAACGACGUCUGUACGUAAACCCGCACCGAAGAAAUCGCCGAGCCCGAUGAAGAAAGCCGCAACCGCGAAGAAAUCUCCAAAGAAAGCUGCCAAGGUAGCUGAGAAGCCGAAACCGACGAACGAAACAAAACCUGUGUCGAGGAGCCGAAAAGCGAAAGCACCAGCCGCUAAGACAAAGGCUCCCAAGCCAAAAAAAGCGCCAGCGAAAUCCGUUAAAACCGCCAAGAAAUAAUUAAGUUACGAUUUAACAAACAAAUGGCCCUUUUCAGGGCCCCAAUUAUCAUUUAACAGGGAACAAUUUUUUUAAUAAUCUAGAACAGUAUUAGUUUAGGAACCACACUGUGAUACGUAAUAUAAGAAAUCCUAACCUAGAUUGUUUUUUACGCGACGUAGAAUAAGGAUCAACACAUUUCCGUAUUAAGAGUUAAAAUUCAAAUAAACAACUUUCAAAUGA
This is a messenger RNA of Hylaeus volcanicus, 1024 nucleotides long. RefSeq names its product late histone H1-like. Gene Ontology annotation, biological process: nucleosome assembly; negative regulation of DNA recombination; chromosome condensation. Lineage: Eukaryota; Metazoa; Arthropoda; Insecta; Hymenoptera; Colletidae. The coding region runs from base 32 to 802 and encodes 256 amino acids. The transcript has a single exon. The record is from RefSeq and is a predicted model, not a curated record. Gene Ontology annotation, molecular function: structural constituent of chromatin; double-stranded DNA binding; nucleosomal DNA binding. Gene Ontology annotation, cellular component: nucleus; nucleosome.